Messenger RNA from Drosophila nasuta, 900 nucleotides. RefSeq names its product ATP synthase subunit a-like. The transcript has a single exon. The record is from RefSeq and is a predicted model, not a curated record. NCBI's taxonomy places the organism in Eukaryota, Metazoa, Arthropoda, Insecta, Diptera, Drosophilidae. The coding region runs from base 1 to 900 and encodes 299 amino acids.
AUGUUCUCCAACAUCUUGCUCUACAUUAUCGUGUUCUCCAAGUUUCUGUUCUUCAUCAUCAUGUUCUCCAAGUGUUUGCUCUUCAUUAUUAUGUUCUCCAACAUCUUGCUCUACAUUAUCGUGUUCUUCAACAUCUUGCUCUACAUUAUCGUGUUCUUCAAGUUUCUGUUCUUCAUCAUCAUGUUCUCCAAGUGUUUGCUCUUCAUUAUUAUGUUCUCCAACAUCUUGCUUUACAUUAUCGUGUUCUCCAUAAUUAUGUUCUCCAACAUCUUGCUCUACAUCAUCUCCAAGUUUUUGCUCGUCAUUAGCAUGUUCUCCUUUAUCUUGCUCUACAUUAUCAUGUUCUCCAACAUCUUGCUCUACAUUAUCGUGUUCUCCAAGUUUUUGUUCUUCAUUAUCAUGUUCUCCAAGUAUCUGCUCAUCAUUAUUAUGUUCUCCAACAACUUGCUCUACAUUAUCGUGUUCUCCAUUAUUAUGUUCUCCAACAUCUUGCUCUACAUUAUCAUGUUCUCCAACAACUUGCUCAUCAUGGUGUUCUCCAAGUUUUUGCACUUCUUUAUCAUGUUCUCCAACAUCUUGCUCUACUUUAACUCCAAGUUUUUGCUCGUCAUUAGCAUUUUCUCCUAUAUCUUGUUCUACAUAAUCAUGUUCUCCAACAUCUUGCUCUUUAUUAUCGUGUUCUCCAACAUCUUGCUCUACAUUAUCGUGUUCUCCAAGUUUUUGUUCUACAUUAUCAUUUUCUCCGAGCUUUUGUUCUUCAUCAUCAUAUUCUUCAACAUCUUGCUCUACAUCAUCAUGUUGCCCAACAUCAUGCUCUCCAUUAUCAUCUUCUCCAACAUCUUGCUCUACAUCAUCAUGUUGACCAACAUCUUGCACUUGAUAAUCGUAUUCUUCUAUUAA